CAUACCUUAUUGAAGCAAUGAACAGAGCAGUAGACAUUUAAAUCUUCUUUGAUUUCGACAGAAAUGGCGACUUCUGUGGACAGUGAGCAUAGUACUGGGAAUUCUGAAGAAGGUGAACAAUCUGAUGACAGUGGACAAGAAUAUCCACCAUCUCCGGUUCAUGAGGUGAAGGUUGUGGAUGGCUAUGAUGUGUUUCACGGAUCUCCAAAUGACAGAAAAAGGAUUGCUCUUGUUGUUGACUACUCUGAAUUUCCUGGACCCAAAAGGUUCAAGCAGAACAUAGAGAUCAAAGAUGUUGUAACAGAGCAUGUUCUUCCUUUCCUUCCUGCCAAAUCACUUUUCAGGUUCAGAGCUGUUAGCAAAGAGUGGGAUGAGUUGAUUACCAGUCCAUUUUUCAUUCACCAGCAAUCUCAUCACUUCCGGGACAUCUCUGGUCUGUUUUGUCAACUCCCUGGUGAUGCGCCUUUCUUCAUGUCUCUUAAUGGUGAUGCUUAUGGCGUUCCCAGUCCUUCCCUCAGUUUCUUGCCUGAACCAGUUACUGUCAGAACCAGUUGCAAUGGUCUGCUCUGCUGCCAAAGCUGCAAUGGAGAAAAUACCUACUAUAUUUGCAACCCUGCUACCAGGGAAUGGAGAGCGCUUCCCAAGUCAAACUUGUAUCAUGGCCCUGAACCAGCCCUAGCUCUAGCCUUUGAGCCUUCUGUCCUGAACUUUGCAGCACAUUAUCAACUUAUUUGUGCUUUCUCUUUAACUGAUCAUCCUGUUAUCUGUUUCGAAAUAUUCUCUUCGAGGUCAUCCUCGUGGAGACUUGCUGACACAGAAUGCUGUGAGCUAAAUGCUUCGAAGCUGAAUGGAGAUGGACUCUUUAUGAAGGGUGUAGCCUUCUGGGAAACUUCUGCUGGCGAUAUUUUAGCUUUUGAUUUGAAUGAGGAGCAAUAUGGUAUUCUGUCACUCCCUCUCGGCAGCGGACCACAUGGUGCUUUGGUAGAGAUGCACGGGGAGCUCUGUUACAUUCUGCCUCAUCGAAAGGGCCAUGAGUACAACCUGGACAUCUAUGGUGAUAUGGACAUGAAUCUGAAGCAUAGUAUUUCUCUUGAUGGUGAUUUUUUCCGCGAAUUUACUGAGAAGAUGAGGGCUCUGGCUUGCGUCAAUAGUGAUGUGGUGAUAGUUGAUAUUGGAGGGAUACUGAUUGCCUAUGAUGUGAAAGCAGGGAAGGCUGAAGUGCUACGAAGUGGAACCAGGACUGAUGAUGGAUAUAUGAGGUACCUUCCAUAUGUGAACAGCCUUGUACACGUGCAUUAAUCAUACAUGAGCAGCCUCUUUUCUGUGGAUCCUACUGCCUAAGCCAAGCUAGCAAACUGGAUUUUUUACUUUAGGAUUAGAUUGUUUGCAAGUGUAAUUCCGAACUUCUUCUCAAACUCCUGACGAAGUUCUUAUUUGAAACUUGUUUGAGGUCAUAAUCUUUGCUCAGGGUUUUUGGCUGCCUGUAUGAUGCAGGCCAUGGAAAUUUGAUCGGACAAUGAUGAAUGUUGAAUGCUGAAAUAUUUCAUUUCUUAAAUCAAGUUUAAACACCGC
Messenger RNA from Prunus mume (Japanese apricot), 1572 nucleotides. Lineage: Eukaryota; Viridiplantae; Streptophyta; Magnoliopsida; Rosales; Rosaceae. The record is from RefSeq and is a predicted model, not a curated record.